Molecule: messenger RNA, 1694 nt
Organism: Cephus cinctus (wheat stem sawfly)
Lineage: Eukaryota; Metazoa; Arthropoda; Insecta; Hymenoptera; Cephidae
Product: cuticle protein 76-like
Exons: 2
Coding region: 197-769 (190 amino acids)
Source: RefSeq, a predicted model, not a curated record
UUACAGGAUACAGCAAGUCUGAGAUUUAAAAGCAUUUCGAUUUUGUCCUUUUCAUAAUUUCAUAUAUUUUCUUUGUCCUCUACGUCUUCUUGACUCCGGCUGUUGCUAAUCCUUCAGUCUGCUCAGAACAAAGGCGUCUUUGUUUUACGAACGUCGCACGUGCAUCCUUGUUGCCAGAUAAAAGACGUCUUUGUCCAUGGAAUUAUUUGCCAAUCGAUCCAGACGCUCCUUCACGAAAGAAUCCACCAUGUUGAAGUACUUAGCGCUGACAGCAAUACUCACUGUGGUUAACGGACACUUAGGCCACGCUCCUGCUGCCAUAACCUACAGUAAUCCGUCUUAUUAUCCGCAUUAUGGGCAUUCGAUAGCAGCACCAACUAUUGCGGCACAACACUCGGACAUUGUCAGAAAUUACGGAAAUCUUGGUAGUUUCUCUACAUAUAUGAGGACAGUCGACACGCCGUUUUCCAUAGCGAAGAAAUCGGAUUUCCGUACCGUCGAUUCGGGUUACAUGAGCGCGCAGACCCCAUCUUACAUUCAUAUGCCAGUAGCCGUUAGUGCGCAUGCGCCAACUUACUCCCCCGUUUAUGCCAAUGUACGGAAAAAUAUGGCUGCUCACGCACAAAUUUACGUUCAUGGACCAACUAAUGGAAUUUCUACACAUGUGCCUGUUUACAAUCACGGAUUACUGGGGAUGACUUAUUCACCUGCAACUGCAGUUUCUCACGUGGUCCCUGCACUUCCUCUGGGACUGAAUUACAGAUGGUAAUUCCGUGAAGCAUCAUAUUUCCUUUUGGAACUGAAUUACUUGGAGGCGGUAUUUAAAAAAAAUUUUUAUUUGUAACCUCGCUAAAAAAUAAUUAGAUGAUGGGUGAGAUUUGUUUGAGUGAAUUUUUUUAUUUUUUUAAAAAUUGUAUGCAUGUGCUACUCUAUGAGACAAUUGAUAUUAAAGUUAUCGAUAUAUGCGUCUUGUUGAAAUUAGUUUAGAAAUGGCAUUCAUUGGAUUUGGACAGCAUGCAUUGCGAAUUUACUGGACAGUGCGAAUUUUAAUAAAUCAGUUUGAAAAAUGUCACGAUAGUCUUAUAAUUGAAACGUUACUUGGGUAUGCAUGAAUUUAAAUUUUAUUCUACAUGAAAUCAUCUGAGUCAUCUUAUUCAUAAAUAAAUUCAUAUAUUAAAAACUUUUACUUUCAUUUUAGUUCUAUCCAUUUUUGCUUAUUAUCACAUACAAUGACAAAUAUAUAAUCUAGUUUUGUACUUAUUAUUGAAUUGUAUGCCUUUAUCAAUUAUGCUAAAUUUGUCAUUAAACUUUUGCAUCAUUCAAAUGUGUUUUUCUCUAGUAUUCUAUUUAAGUUUACCAAACAUUAGGACAACGGUGUUUCCAGGAUUUUACCAAAUACCGUUUUUUCCCCAUUCUUUUCAAUAAAGUGAUUGCGUCGUAGCCUUACGUACAAAUGUCAGCAUUUUAUCAUCCGACAUUGCCCGAAGGCAUUUCUGCUCCGCAGGCCGAAGGUAGCGAAAUGCGACUCAGUGUUCCUGUUUCAGAGAUGAAAGUAAAGAUUAAAAAAUUAAUUAGGCCCUCCGGUAUUGUUUCGUAGCUGAUUUUCGCUAUUUGAAAAUGAGAAAAUCGUAGUACAAUUGAUUGAAUGCUUAGAAGGAAGCAAUAAAUUAAAAUUUGAAUAACUUUUUAGAGUA